Messenger RNA from Cordyceps fumosorosea ARSEF 2679, 951 nucleotides. Its product is annotated as U-box domain containing protein. The coding region runs from base 1 to 951 and encodes 316 amino acids. Gene Ontology annotation, cellular component: cytoplasm. The record is from RefSeq and is a predicted model, not a curated record. NCBI's taxonomy places the organism in Eukaryota, Fungi, Ascomycota, Sordariomycetes, Hypocreales, Cordycipitaceae. Gene Ontology annotation, biological process: cellular response to misfolded protein; protein polyubiquitination; proteasome-mediated ubiquitin-dependent protein catabolic process. Gene Ontology annotation, molecular function: protein-folding chaperone binding; ubiquitin protein ligase activity. The transcript has 4 exons.
AUGUCGCGUGCCCAACAACUAAAGGACGACGGCAACCGCCACUUCAAGAGAGGCGACUUUCUCGUUGCCGAGAGUCUCUACUCGCAAGCUGGCUGCUUUAGCUCUAUCAUCACCAUCAUCACUAUCAUCACUAUCAUCGCUAUCAUCGCUAUCAUCGCUAUCCUCGCUAUCCUCGCUAUCCUCGCUGUCGCUGGCCUCUUCGGCGCCGGCCAGCGUGACUAUGACUCGAAUAAUGCUACCCUCUACACCAACCGAGCUAUCGCCCGCCUCAAGCUCGAGCUCUGGGAUUCCGUCGUCGCCGACUGCGAGUCCGCGCUAGCCCUGCCCACCGCCACGGACGCCUCCUCGCUCAAGGCCCAGUACUACCUGUGCCAGGCCUGCCUGCGCCUCGGCGACCCUGAGGCCGCCGUCGCGGCCGGCCUCGCGUCGCACGCCCUCUGCGUCGCCAUCAACAGUACAUCUCUGGCUGCCGUUACGGACUUCGUACUACACGCGAAAAAGGCCCGCUGGGAGCAGCGUGAGCGGCAGCGCAUUAGGGAGGAGGGGGAUCUCGAGCGCGACCUGCUGCGUCUGCUCCGGGCCGAGCGCGACAAGGAUGCCGCCGCUGCCGCGUCGGAUGACGAGCGCAGGAUGGUGGAGGAGGAGGCCGCGGCCAAGGAGGAGUCCUUAAGGAACACAUUUGAGCGCUCGAGGAAGUUGAGCGGAGAGGGGAAACGCGAGGUGCCAGAGUGGGCGAUUGAUGACAUUUCGUUUUGCUUCAUGGUGGAUCCAGUCAUGACGAAGAAUGGCCACUCAUACGAACGCGUCUCCAUCAUGAAGUAUCUGCGGCACAACCCCUACGAUCCGCUUACAAGAGAGCCCCUCGCCCCGUCCGACCUCCGACCAAAUAGAGCUCUGCGGGAAGCCUGCGAGCAGUUUCUCUUUGAGAACGGCUGGGCCGCUGACUACUAA